Messenger RNA from Porites lobata, 8899 nucleotides. The record is from the annotation of a GenBank genome assembly. Lineage: Eukaryota; Metazoa; Cnidaria; Anthozoa; Scleractinia; Poritidae.
AUGGCGGGGGAUUACGACUAUGUUUUUAAAGUUCUUGUUUUGGGGGAUAGCUCUGUUGGAAAGUCAAGUCUUAUCAAGAGAUUUCAUUCGAAUGUGUUCGAUCAAAAACUUCCCACAACCAUAGGUGUCGACUUUUUCAUCCACGAUAUGGAAGUUGAUGGAAAGAAAGUCAAGGUUAGUUGCCAGGUGUAUUUUUUUGCUUUACGUACUCAGCACGUUUCAGCAGCCUGAAGGCCCAGGAUUUUGCUUUACCACGCAUCCAUAAUGUAUACUUUAGUUUUAAAAUGUAGUUUGUAAGCUCGAGUGCAUAAUUACCACUCGAAAUGAUUUUGUUAAGAAUUGGUGUGGUCAGUCCUUCAGGGCUGUCAACCCCCCUUGUCUUCAAAUAUUAGUGUGUUUACCCAACAGGACGGCAGAAAGAAGAGGACGGCAAAACGCCUGUGCGUGACAAACGUGACAGGCCUGUUACGUAUGUGUUUUGUGGUUGAUCUUCACUUAAGUUAAUGUGGUCUGGUCUUUUACAAAAAGACUUUGUUAAAGGAGGGUGAAGCACGGCGGAAAAGUUGUUCAAACAAAAUUAUUGUCACGCUCGUCAUACAAAGUUUGCUGUCUUCUUUCUUCUCCUGUCCUGUUGCAUAAGUUCACUAUUGUCAAUAAUUGAUAGAGAUGAUAGAUGACGUCAUAACGCACGGCUCAUGACGUCAUCUGUGCAACAAAAUACUCGUUGACCCGGAUUGUCAUGACCUUGCCAUGACACAAAAGCGCAAAAGAGAUGUUUGUUGGCAUUGUUCUUGCGAAGUAAAUUAAGGUCUGUGUUGCGAUUUUAUGAUUUUGUCAGGCGUGCAGCAGGAACAACGCGCCAUGGAUCACCGAGCAAAAGUGUGAUCUUGCUUUGUUCAGAAAUAUGUCUCUCUAUCGGUUUGGGCGAAUGCAGUUGCCUAAGAACAAAACAGGGUGUGAGCAAAACCACCACAAACCUGACCCGAUUGCUUUAGCGGCUGUUUAAGAGGUCAAGAAAUGCUUUAAGCAAUAAAUUUCGAAGGUAGAAGUACCUUUUAUAGAAAGUGGAUGUGAUUUGGACCAUUAGCUUCAAUAAAAAAACAGCAGUGAAACCUUAUUGGUCAGCCAGAAGAGAGCUCACUUACUGCACAUGGGAUACUCCUGAAGUCAACAAGAGUUGUCGUGCCGUCAGCCAUGAAGCUGCAAGUUUUGGAUAAGAUACACGAAGGGCACCAGGGAAUAGUCAAGUGCAGAGAACGUGCAAAGACCUCUGUUUGGUGGCCUGGCCUCAGCUGUGAAGUUUAUUUAGUAGUGAAGUACGUAUUUCUCACGCUAUAUCGAGGUGGCUGCUAUGCAAAAGACCACCAAAUCGCAUGAAGUUAUCAGAGCCCUCAAGGCAAUUUUUGCAAGGCAUGGAAUCCCUGAAGAAGUAAGAAGUGACAAUGGCCCACAGUAUACAUCACCCGAAUUCACUCAUUUCGCAAAAGAAUGGGGUUUCAAGCAUACAACAAGUAGCCCCCGUUUCCCACAGUCUAAUGGUGAAGCAGAGCGUGCAGUAGAAACCACCAAGUCACUGCUGAAGAAAGAAAAAGAUAGAUCCAAAGGACUGUUGGCGUACAGGUCUACCCCGCUUGCUUGUGGAUAUUCACCAUCUGAACUACUCAUGGGAAGGAAACUGACAAACACCAUCCCAACAUUCCACACUGUUCUAAAUCCAAGUUGGCCAGAUAUGGACAAGCUAAGUGAAAAGGGAAGCAGGAAGCAAGGAAACUCAAAGGCUGAACUUCAAUCAACGGCACAAUGCCAUUCCCUUGAGAUCAGUCUAACCUGGUACUCCAGUGCACAUCAAAGAUAUGGGAACCACUGGUACAAUAGCUGGAGCAGCAGAAACACCUAGAUCCUAUUUGGUAGAGACAGAGAAAGGCACAGUGAGACGAAACCGUUCUCAUGUCAACCCAAUCCCUACCAACAAGCCAGCGUCGCCCAGUGUCUUGGACGAGCCAGUUUCACCUAGUGUUGAGAAGAAACAAGCCCGAGACAAGGCAUUGACUCCCUUGAAGCAACUCCCAUCACCUUGUCUUUCAUCUAGACUAAAGAGACUCAUUAGACCCUCUCUCAAGUUACAAGAGAGCCUUGGACUUUGUUGAACAUUGAACUUUAGUUUUAAAGACACUUUGAAACUUGUGCUUGAACUUUGUUUUUAUUUAGUUUCACAAACACUUAAUUAUCACAUAUGGUAGAUUUUAGUUCCAUACCCAAGUUGUAUGUUACUUUACAAUAUCUCAAAACGGAGAUAUGUUGUGUUAUUGAACUUUGACCUUUCAUGUGUCAUGCGUGUGUUGUUCAGUUUUUAGGGAUGCGCACUACAGGAAUAGAGGAGAAGAAUAACAUGGCAGUCUCAUGAACACACGCUGUUGUCUCUUGAAUAACUCGACAUGAAAUGCAUUUGUAAAUUCAUUUUUCACUGUCAAUAGCAGAAUUAUUUUCCUGAAACAUAUCUUUGAACUUGUGUUUAAGACAGCUUGAUCAGCUUUAAACGACAUUUGCCUGCGGAAGUUUCAUGGAAAAGGCCUUAAAUCAAAUGCUUUUCCUCACACUAGCCUAUUCAUCCUUAGUAGUGUAGUGGUGAGGAGAUAUCACACCAAAUGGAAGUUGCGGGGUUUGAUUCCUAUUUUUUUUAAACUUUUCUUUUUUUCUUUCUUUUUUUUCGUUGUUUUGUUUUGUUUGCUUGUUUUUUUUUAUAUUAGCCCAUCCUCUUUUUUUUUCUCCAUUUACCGUCAUCCGACCAACCCAAAUUUUUGGCAUUUUCAAAAGAAAAAAAAGUAACGAUGUAGUUACAGCAUUUUUCACUUGAAAUAAUUCUUUUAAUCUGAAAAAUGAGCAUAGUAACAGCAUAGAGAAAAACACGAACAUUUUUCACAGUAUAUUGUGCAUUUUGUUAAUCCAAAUAUGUGAAUGUUAACUUUUAACAUCAUCCUGGGGUACCAGGGCCUACUAUUCCGAGACUUCUUUUGAUUUUUUUUUAGGUUUUUUUGUUUUUCAAUCCAACUGACCGACCCAAUAUCAGGAAACCCAUUCAACGGUAAACAAAGAAAAAAAAGGGGAUGGCCUUAGAUAUAUUUUCUUUUCCCUAUUGGCUUCAUUCCCUUUCUUCCUACUUCUGGCCCUUAGCCUCUGCUUCACAAGGCUCUGCGAUUCACAUAUUUCUAGCAACAAAUGACUUAAUUGGUUUACUUCCCACCAAUUACAUUAUUAUAUAGCCUGCAUAAUACGAGUUUUAUGAGCCAACCGAGUCAAAUGCAGCAUUUUGUGCAAAGCACAAAACGAGCGCAAAGUGCAAGAUGUCUGAUGAAGAAAAAAUUGUAGUGCCUGUAAUCAGUCCAUUGUUCUGGCUCUUUCACCCACCUAUGCCCACAAAUAUUGACUGACGCUGGUGAUGUCAAAAGGACCAGUGAAAACACAUUCCAUUACUCCAAAAUUGUUACCAUUCUGGCUACCAGAAACACUGACAGCAGCAUAAACCACAGGAAAUAACAACUACAAAGGCAUGCAUGAAUCACCAAUAAUGUAAGAAUGUAAAAAUGAUGGAUUUGCUCAGGUAAAGUUUAGUUUAUGUCCAAACACAGAGGCGAGAAAGAACAGAGGGAAAACCUCCAAUUCCAAGGUCACAUUUCACAUUGUCAUGAGCUUAUGAGUCGUGUUUGCCCUGUUAACACUUAAUUUCAAAAAGUUAGUAAAUCAGGCUUUUUCCAAACUUAGUUGGAAGCAAUCCAAGAACAUCUUUCCUCUUUAGCAAUAUUUGUUUUUCCUUUAUUCCUGGAACAUUUGGAAAUAAAUGAAGAGUUUUCUUUUACAGCAUCAUCACAAAAACACGACUACAUGACGCCAUUUGUUUCAGACAAACAUACCAGAAUCUUGGCAGAGCAACAUGUCAUCAGUUAACUAAUUGAAGCUCAGCGUUCAUGUAGUAAAUGUGGAAAGAGCCAGAACAAUAGACUGGUAACAGGCCCUUUAUUUUUUUCUCCUCCCCUCAUCUCUCACUUUGGUCAAAAUGCCACAUUUGCCUUGCUUGGCUCAUAAAGCACCUGUUAUGCAGGGAUUAUUAUAUUACAAUGGCAUACCCGAGUUCAGGAAACAUUCGAUGUUAACAUUGAAAUAGCUCAGACAAAGCAAUAUUUUUGAAAUUUUAUUUGUCGGAAAGUCAAGCCUACUGAAGAAAUGGCAAAAUUCGGUGAUUAUCUGGGAGAUUUUAUACUUUGUCAAUCUGGAGACGGGGAAAUACUGUCCAAAAUCUGGAGUCUUCCAGAUUAUCCGAGAGAGUUGACAACACUGGUCCUGGGACUCUUCUCAUGAGAAAACAUGAAAUAUCCCAGUCCAGAAACAGUGUGUCCUAGUCCUUAAACCAAUGAGUGAGGCCCUCUUAGGCACAGUGCUUAUGUUGGAGCAAUCGCAGAGUAACCGGCUUACUAAAUAUCUUACUUGAAAAAAGAACUGCUCGUGCAGUGCCGCUGUCAUGUUCAAUUAUGCUGGGUCUACAGUCCCACAGUCUGAUGGUUGAUGAUGCUCAAAUCCAACUGAGUAAAAGUCAAGUGCUCCCACAGUCCCUGAAAAGUGAAUAUUGAGUGGCUAUCCCACUAAUGCUUCUGCAGUCCUGCACCCCUGAAGUCAAUGUCAAGUAACUAGUGUGCUUCUAGAACGAGAUAUACUAGUGGCCCAGCAAUCCUGCACCCCCGCAUUUUAUGUCAGAAUUUAUUACGCAAAUUGGACACUGCAGGAGCAGUUUUUUAGGUUAGAUAUUUAGUGGGCCGGGUAUUCUGCGAUAUAACUUGUAUGUCCCUAGUCUGAGUUUCAAAUAUGGUUGUUUCACAUUUUGUGAAGUAGGCCAUGUCCUUGUCAGUAUUCAACCCAUCUGUACGUCAUUUGUGGCCAUUUAUUCCAGUCUCAUGUCACUAUCUUAUAGCUAUGUUGCUUGUUGGAAUUUUACCCUAACAGGUCCUCAUGAGUUACUGGGUCAGGGAUUACUGUUUUUUAUUAUAUAAACACCAAUGAAAUACCAGGUGAGCUUUUGCGCAAAAACUUGAUAUAUCUUCACAUGUGAAAAAAUGAAAUAUUAAAUAUGAAAAUAUCACCGUUGCUAUGACUACAUAAUAAAUCGGGCCUUUCACACCAAAAAACUAUUACAGUGAAAUGGUUUGGUAGUUCAUUGGUGUUUAUAUAAGAAAGAUAACAUUACAUGACUGCUUGGAGAUACAAAAUUUCUCUUUUUGUGUUGAAGAAAUAUUUCACUCAUUCGCUGCACUCACUUGUGAAAUAUUUUACAACCCUCAAAGAGAAAUUUCAUAUCUCCUUGUGGCCAUGUAAUAUCCUCUAUUUAUCUUAUUAGCAAUAAAAACUUUACGAAAAGACAAUAUAAUGAAAUUUUUAUUAAAAUUAUCAUGGUAAAAAAAAACAAACAGAUAUUGGUGUACCUGUAGGCACUACUGAAAAAUCUUGCUAUCCCUGAUUGCAAAAAAUCUACAGAAACAGCAACGAAAUUAAACCACUUCACUAUUAAAACAGUGUGGGCUUCAUUGAUUCCUUUUGUUUUGUUUGGUUGACUAGCUUCAACUUUGGGACACUGCAGGUGAAGAGAGAUUCCGUCAAGGUGGUUUAACCAAUACAUAUUACAGAGGAGCUCAUGGGGCAUUAGUAGUGUUUUCUCUGACAUCUCUCAAGUCCUUUCAAAGUGUAAAGAAUCUUUGGAUAGAUGAAUUUUAUAGAAAAAGGUAAGAAAUGAACAAUCUUCAAGUCUAUUGUUUAUACAUUGUGUAUAAUGAUACAUUUUCAUACCUGCCAACCCCCAGAGUACAAAAAUCUGGAGACAUCUAGAAAUCUUUGCAUUGUAAGAAUGUCUGAAUACUCUCUGAAAAUCACCCGAAGGCCUUCCGAAUGUUCCCAACGUCGAAAACAGCGUGCAAAAACCGCACCAACUUUUGAUUGGUUGAUUUCUGACCAAUUACAAUACUCGACUCGUAAAAUAUGUAUCAAUUUGAUUGCUCUGUUUUACGUUUUCCGAUCGAGGACAGCUUUAAUAAGAGUGCUAAAUCCACUCCUUGUUUUAUUUUCCUUUUUGAUAUCUCCAAAAUAACAAAAUUAAUGAAAAAAAUUUGAAAAAGGCCAUGGUAGGUAUUUCCCAGGAGAUUUAGUGCUCUAACUUUUUUUGAUGAAAAAUUUGGAGACUCCUGGGAAAACCAGCAGAGUUGGUAGGUAUGCAUUUUAUAGUUGUACUGAGCUGCAGGUAGCUAAACUAAUGGAAGCAGGUGAGGUGAGAGGUGUUAGGAAAUUUAGCAGAUAAACAGAGUCAAAUUAAGCUCUGAAAAUUGUCCCAGGCUGUACUUGAAAAAUGAGCUUUUGACAGUUCUUUGUAACAGAAGUGAGGCCUUUUAGCAAACUUUCCCAGAAUUUCCCCACUGUGAUGAUAAAGAAAGAGAUAAUGGUACACUCUACCUUAUUUUAAAUAUUAAUUCUUAUGAGUACUUCACAUGUGAAGAAGUGGUGUUGGGUUUAAUCAGGUUGGACCUGUAGGUAGGACCUGGCCAAAGAUUUAAAUAAAAUUGAAGAAAACUAAAAAGGGUUCUAACUGGUUUUCUUGAAAACUGGCCAUCAUGACUAGUUUUUCCAAGUAAGUAAAUUUCUUAUGUUUGUUGGGUCCCAUUCUCAGGAAACACAUUUAUAUGUCAUGAAGUUGUUAUUUUGUCACUGAGAAAUAAUUGGAUUAAAGCCAACUGAUGAAUCAUCCUUUACAAAAUUAUAUCAGAAAAAUCUCUUUAAGAGAAUUCCUUUUAUUUUUCUGCUGCAAGAAAGUCAGUUGAAAAUAAUGUCAAGGUUGAUUUUGGUGCUAUGUUAUUUAUGGAUGAUAGCGACAUUAUCAGUACACUGAAAAGACAACAUUAUUGCAUGACUCAGUUAAGGUUUUUAAUCAUUGAUCAAUUAUAAUCAAAGAUUGGCACACCUCCAAGAACUAGGAUAACCUCUGGACAGCCAUACAUGGUGCCUAAUUUAAGAAGUAUCAAACGCAGAAGGUUUUGCUCAUAUUCUGGUUUAUGGGCCACACUUUGACUUAGCUUUCACCCAUUGAUUGCUCACCCACUUCAUGUGCACGCUGAACUGUUAGUGAUGUCUUACAUAAUUUUUUACUUGAUUAAUAUUUUUAUUUCUUGUUUUCUUUUUUACUUCUCUAGUGGUUCAGAUACAAUUAAAGUAUUAGUGGGUAACAAAUGUGACUUGAAAGAUAAGAGAGAAGUCAAUGAAGAUGACAUUAAAGUAAGUGUGAUUUUGCCUCUGACCCUUGAUGAGGUAGCAUGGCUGAGUCUUUAGAGCAGUGGACUUGCAAUAGGGAGGCCCCAGGUUAAAUAUGUUAAAUAUGUUCUUGUUAGCUGCAUGUUCAGCUCAUUUGUCUUGCUUGUAGGCCAGCUGGUUUGUCCACGGUCAUUUGAGAUUUUUACCAAAUGAAUUAUGUUCAUUUAAUUUAUUUGUUUCUGCUCAUUUUUGGGGCUCACCUCACCUCACCUCACCUAUCCUCUUUGUGCCUUGUGGUACAUACCCCACAAGGCCUUCACAGAGUCCCUCCACUUAUCUCGGUUAGCUGCAGCGGUCUUCACUUCCUGUGAGGACGGGCGACAGUGUUCCCUUGAUAAAGUGAAUUUUGUUUGCUUUUGGUUUCUGUAAUAACAGGGUUUUGUGGGAUAGGGUUAUUAGCCCUCAGCCCAACCCCCCAACCUGGAGGACCAGGGGACCACACUUAGUCUGGUCAUCCUUGGACCUGUUAGGCAUGAGUGGCCCUACCAGGAGUCAAAGACUCCAGCCAACAUAACGUAAAAUUCCGGAAAUAAGCCCCGGGGCUUAUAUUUUUUAAAGGCCCUUUUUGAGGGGCUUAUUUUUGGAGGGGCUUAUCUACAAAGGGAAAUUUGCGUUUCAAAAUCGAUUGGGCUAGUCUUAUAGCUGGGAAUAAAUCUACCAUUUUUGCUUUGUUUUACUUUAUAUUUGAGGGCAAUUUUCUGAAUACAAGCCCCCUGGGGGCUUAUAUCUGGAGGGGCGAUUUAAUGGAGGGUUUUCUGCAUUACUGGUUUGGCGGGCUUAUAUAUGGAGGGGCUUAUACAUGGCGGGGCUUAUUUUCUGAUUUUUACGGUAGAUCUAUGGAUCAUUGAGACACACAAACCACUCCACCAUGGUUAGGUGGUAGUCCCUUUGGAGUGGACACGACUUUACCUCCUGCCUUCAGGAAUAAAAUUAACGAUAAAAUAAAUAGCUACAUGUAGUAACCCCAGAAAAAUUGUUCAAAAAACAGUGACUAACUCAGUUCAAUUCUCCAUACACUGUAAGUGGAGUUUUUGUAUCUUAAGUUCAGAACACACCAAGGAUCUAUCCCUUAAGUAAGUCUUUUCCUUUCCCCACAAUGAUUAUGAAUGACAUAAAGGGUGAAACAUGGUGUGAGGGGCUAGAACUAGGCAGUGGGAUUGCGGUCAUAUGGCUGGAUAGAAUGAAAAAUAGCAGCGGGAUGCUUGUUUGAAAAAAGCUAUUGUGGACCCUCUGAAACCCCAGAUAUUUGUAUUUGCCAGGGGGUUAUCCCCAUUACCAUGUUCUUGGUUUCUAAUUUCCUACAUUGUUUUAAUAAUACUAUGUUUCACUAUUUCAGGAAUUUGCAGAUUUGAAUUCCAUGUGUUGGUUAGAAACAAGUGCCAAGGACUGCACUAAUGUGGAAGAAGCUUUUGAAACUAUGGCUUCCAAAUUAUGCGAGAGUCAUGAACAAUAUCUGUCUUUCGAGUCUGAACGUAGUGGUCCUGGCAGUUUUACUCUUCACGGUGCUUAUGGAGUGCCGGAAGAGAAUGAAAAUCAAGGUUAUUGCUGCAACUCAACAUGA